Messenger RNA from Centropristis striata (black sea bass), 7189 nucleotides. It is a transcript of the gene hip1, whose product is annotated as huntingtin interacting protein 1. The transcript has 31 exons. The coding region runs from base 803 to 3847 and encodes 1014 amino acids. NCBI's taxonomy places the organism in Eukaryota, Metazoa, Chordata, Actinopteri, Perciformes, Serranidae. Gene Ontology annotation, cellular component: presynapse; extrinsic component of postsynaptic membrane; actin cortical patch. The record is from RefSeq and is a predicted model, not a curated record. Gene Ontology annotation, molecular function: phosphatidylinositol-3,5-bisphosphate binding; phosphatidylinositol-3,4-bisphosphate binding; clathrin-cargo adaptor activity. Gene Ontology annotation, biological process: actin filament organization; endocytosis; clathrin coat assembly.
UUAAAAUAUUUGUCCAAACAAAUAUACAUUUAGUUGUACCAGGCAUUAAAAUGGAAUACGAUGAAAAAAAUAGGAUAUCAUCCUAAAAUAUUGCUUUAUUUUGUAGGCUAUUUGUAGUUGUGGUAGUUUGUAGUCUUGUGUCUUCUGCUGCAGGUGAAGUAAACCAAUCAAACCAUAAAACAAUUAGUGACCAUGCUAACUGCUGAUCAGAGGAGCAACAGUGGAAAUGCAGAUGUUUUCUCAUUUCCUGGACUUCACCUCCCCUCUCUCAGGACCCCCGUCGGUCCCCGGACCGCAGCUUGAGAACCACCGGGUUUAAGCCAUCCCUCUCUGCAGGCUCCAUGCUACUAUUGUCUAACAGGAGAGCGGGCUAUUUGCAAAAUAAAGGUAGCCUACUGUCCUGGUCUUAGCCGCUAUGUGGGCUGAUACAUACAGACAGGGUGGCUCUUUUUAACGUGAAGCUGGAAUGAGCGGGUUUUAACAGCGGCAGUCCUCUGGUGUUUUCCCCCCGGACAGCCUCGGUUUCUCGGCGGUCGGAUGCUGGAAGUCCUCGCCGAUAAGGGAGCACGUAGGGCUCACAGAGAAAAGGAAGAAGGGACGCGGAAGGAAGGAAAGGGGAACAUUUUAAUACCAAAUCUGGACACAUGUUGAGCUAACAGCCCGCUCCACCUCCCCCCUUCUCCUCCCAAAUGCAUUUGUUGCCUCAAUCGCUUUCCCGUUACUAAUUACUCCGCGUUAGGAUACAGCGGAUCUCCUCUCCGGCUCCAAGGAUCCUCUCUCACCGUACAGGGGCACUACGAUCAUGGAUCUCAGUAAAAUCACUGUCAGCAUCAAUAAGGCCAUCAACACACAGGAGGUCGCUGUCAAAGAGAAGCAUGCCAGGACCUGCAUCUUGGGGACCCAUCAUGAGAAAGGCGCCCACACUUUCUGGGCUGCCGUCAACCGGCUCCCUCUGUCCAGCAACGCUGUGCUCUGCUGGAAGUUCUGCCACGUCUUCCACAAGCUGCUGCGAGACGGACAUCCAAACGUGAUAAAGGACUCCAUGAGGAACAAGGCUGAUCUAACUGAUAUGAGCAGGAUGUGGGGUCACCUGAGUGAAGGCUAUGGGAAGCUGUGCAGCAUCUACCUCAAACUGCUCAUCACCAAAAUGGAGUUCCACAUCAAAAACCCGCGUUUCCCCGGGAACCUGCAGAUGUCAAACCGACAGCUCGACGAGGCGGGAGAGAACGACGUUAACAAUUUCUUCCAGUUGACCGUAGAGAUGUUCGACUACCUGGAGUGUGAGCUCAACCUCUUCCUGGGUGUGUUCAGCUCUCUAGACAUGUCUCGGUCGGUGUCGGUGACGGCAGCGGGCCAGUGUCGCCUGGCUCCCCUCAUCCAAGUCAUCCUGGACAGCAGCCACCUGUAUGACUACACAGUCAAGCUGCUGUUCAAGCUGCACUCCUGCCUUCCAGCAGACACUCUCCAGGGCCACAGAGAUCGUUUCCAGGAACAGUUUAAGAAGUUAAAGAGUCUUUUCUAUCGCUCCAGUAACUUGCAGUAUUUCAAGAGGCUGAUUCAGAUCCCACAGUUGCCUGAGAACCCUCCUAACUUCCUGCGUGCGUCAGCUCUGUCGGAGCACAUCAGCCCUGUGGUCGUGAUUCCCGCCGAGUCGUCGUCCCCCGAGUCGGAGCACGUGGUGGAGACGGACGACCUGGUGGACACAGACGUCCCCGUGCUGCCGCCGGCUUUGGAGACCAAGUUUGACGACCUGUUUGGCACCACGGCGGCGAUAGAUCCGUUCAACUUCAACAGUCAGAACGGCAUGCGGAAGGACGACAAAGACCGUCUGAUUGAACAGCUGACGAGAGAAAUCCAGGCCCUCAAAGACGAACUGGAGUCCUUCAGACUGGAGAGCGGUCGCUUGUGUCAGGCGCUGAGGGGGCGUGUCAACGAGCUGGAGGCGGAGCUGGCCGAGCAGAGCCACCUGAGGCUGCAGGCUGCAGGAGAGAGCGAGUUCCUGAAGGCGGAGCUGGACGACCUGCGGAGGGUCAGAGAGGACACGGAGAAGGAGCAGCGGAGCGUGACGGAGAUAGAGAAAAAAGCUCAGGCCAAUGAGCAGCGCUACACCAAACUGAAGGAGAAGUACACAGAGCUGGUUCAGAGCCACGCAGACCUCCUGAGGAAGAACGCAGAGGUGACCCGGCAGAUGACGGUGGCUCGAGCAGCGCAGGAUGAAGUGGAGGAGGUGAGGAGAGAGAUGCAGGACAAGGUGAAGGCCGCUCAGGACGUUGCAGACCGACAGGAGAGGGAGCAGCUGGAGCAGCUUCAGCAGCUCCAGAGAGAGCUGGUGUCCAGCCGGACGGAGCUGGACACCCUGAAGACCACCAUGGCCUCGUCACAACAGUCGAGCGAGCUGCUCAACUCCCAGCUGGUCGUGCUGGAGUCUGAGAAGGCGGAGCUGGUGCAGUCCCUGUCAAAGGUGGAGGCGGAGCUAACUUCCCAGGGGGAGGAGCUGGAGCGAGUCCAGAGCUCGCUGGCGACUGAGAGGGAGAGCGGGGUGAAGACGGCAGAAGCCCUGCAGAAUCAGCUCAAUGAGAAGGAGAGCAGGGAGCAGGCGUUAGAGAGCCAGCUGGUCGCAGCUCGCUGGUCCAGUCUGCAGGGAGCUGUGGAGGAGGCGGAGAAGAUCAUCCAGGACUCACUGGCUCAGAUAGACGACCCGGCACACAUCAGCUGCACCAGCUCUGCAGACUACCUAGCGUCCAGAUGUCAGGCCUCUAUAGACUGUAUGGACCGACUCCUUUCUGCCAGAGAGGCCUUCCUGGCUGACAACACAGGUGUGUCUGGGCUGGUAGGAGUGGUGACCCAGUGUGGCCACCUGGUGGGCGACACCAUCGUUCAGGGUAGUGCCACCUCCCACAUGGUGCCUGUGGAGCAGGCUGAUGCCCUGUCAGAGAGUGUGAAGGCGUGCGGGGCUGAAGCUCUGGCUCUGCUGGCCCAGUUGAAGCAACAGGACAGCCUCGCUGCUGCAGACAACAGCAAGCUGAAGGCGGCUCUGGAGGCCAUCCUGGCCACGGCGGAGAGGCUGCGUCCUCGGGGUCUGGAGCUGCAGCAGGGGGAACUGGGAGAUCUGGUGGAGCAGGAAAUGGCUGCCACUUCCGCUGCCGUGGAAUCAGCAGCUGCCAGAAUAGAGGAAAUGCUCAACAAGUCUCGAGCAGUUGAUACAGGAGUCAAGAUGGAGGUCAAUGAGAGGAUUUUGGCAUCCUGCACAGAGCUGAUGGAGGCGAUCAAGCAGCUCGUUCUGUCUUCCAAAAAUCUGCAAAGGGACAUCGUGGAGAGUGGCAGGGGGGCGGCCUCCCAGAAGGAAUUUUAUGCCAAGAACUCCCGCUGGACUGAGGGCCUGAUCUCUGCCUCCAAAGCAGUGGGAUGGGGCGCCACAGUCAUGGUAGAUGCUGCUGAUCUGGUGGUGCAGGGCAAAGGGAAGUUUGAGGAGCUGAUGGUGUGCUCACAUGAAAUAGCUGCCAGCACAGCACAGCUCGUGGCCGCCUCCAAGGUGAAAGCUGACAAAGACAGCUCCAACCUGCACCGCCUGCAGCAGGCGUCCCGUGCCGUCACACAGGCCACCGCAGCCGUCGUGGCCUCCACCAAGUCUGGGAAGUCCCAGAUUGAAGAGAAAGAUACAAUGGACUUCUCCAGCAUGACUCUCACCCAGAUCAAACGACAAGAGAUGGACGCACAGGUCCUGGUUCUGGAGCUGGAAACCCGUCUGCAGAAGGAGCGAGAGCGUCUCGGCGAGCUGAGGAAGAAACAUUACGAGCUGGCCGGGGUAGCGGAGGGCUGGGGCGAGCAAGAAGAGGGCACUGGUUGAGGCCCGCCCCGCCCGUCGUCCCCCUCCUCCACCAGAAGACCGCCGUCUGUCUGCCUCUUUCUAUUUAUACACUCUUCACUCUCUCUCUUCCUUGUUUUUCUCUUCUCUCUUUUUUGUUUGUUUGUUAUCAAAGCCAAAUUAAAAGGUGCUUCUUUUUCUAAAUCUAAACCUGCUUCUCAACUCGUGUCCAAAAGCUUCCAUAAGGGACGGUACCAUGGGACGGAAAGGGGGCACUAAAGGGAGCUACAAAUGGAUGUUUUGGGGGGGGGGGGGGGGGCGGCCUGGCCACGGCCUCACCCCCCGUGUCCCCCCCCUCCCCCAGCACUGUGCUGGUGGAAAGCAGUCAAAGAGAAGUGGAUCUGAGUAUUUAUUGUCAUUUUCUUCCCCAUUUUUUGGAGUCGCAGCGACUAGGAGCACAAGUUCUACUCAAGACAUCCCAGGAUGCACUGCACAAGGGCCAAACUCUCAGCAGGAGGGGGGAGAUCAGUGACUGUUCUUGCCCCAGACCCAAACUCAUGUCUCUGUGUGACAUAGAUGGCAUGCAUGCUCUCCUCCUCCUCCUACAAACAAGUGUUUAUGAAGCUGCAGCAGGAGCUUCCUGAGCUGCUCCCUGUCUUUCUCUUCCUCCCUAGUUUCUUCCUAUUCUGUUCUCACUGUGAGUUAUCACCUUAUUAAGUCCAUACCGCUUCACCGGCUGGUUCACUGGACUUUCUGCCUUUCACCUCUCCACCAUUGUAACGACCAUGACUGUUAACUCAGGCCCCCCUUAUUUUUCUCUUCAAGAUGCUUGCAUGGAAACUCUUAAAAAAAGGCUCCAGAACUGGAGUUUUUUUCUCUCUCAGCAGUCUUCUCCCGGCGAGCUUUGAGAACUACCUCAUGCUACAUCCUCCGAGGUAGAGGUGCAUCAUGGGUAGGACUGAUGAGAGAGAGCCCAUCACUCAAAACACUAAAGACAUGGGGCCAUUUUUUGUCAUUUCCCCCCUUUUUUUAUUGGUUUAAGGUAGGAAAAGGAGUAGUGGGAGGAAAAAAACUCUUUUUAUAUAUAAAAAAAAAAAAGUUUGGCAGAAAAAGCAAAAAUUGUUAAAUAGAAUUUAAGACACUUUUUGUACGGAGUUACCUUUUGAGCCUUUAUUAUGCAGUCAAACAGAAUGGGUUGCAAAUAAAAUAUGUUUGAUGGCAAGUAAAAUACAUUUAAAAUGCACAAAAAGCACCAAAAGUUCUUACUAGACACCGGUUUUCUUGAUAAUAACCAAAAUCAUUAUCAAGAAAACCAUGGAAAAUGUCUAGAUAUUAGUUCUUAAAUUAAACUCUUAUGAGCUAUUUUUGUUGUUAUCAUUAUAUUUUUCCAAACAAAUGUACCUUUAGUUGUACCAGGCAUUAAAAUGAAAAAUAAAAUGAAGAAAACAAGGGGUGGUCUAAUAAUUUUUUCAUGACUCUAUUUAAAUUUGGGCAUUUUAACAUAGCGGUCUAUGAGGAUUGACCCCCUCUGGCCGGUUCAGGAACUGCAGUUUUUUUUGCAUCAAAAGUUGUUUUUAUUACAGCUAGUAAAGUUUUGGCGUUUUGAUUCACAUUAAUACAUUUUUAAGCACAAAUUUAUUUACUUGCAAUCAAACAUUUUUUAAUUGCAGCGUGGAUAGUUUUGCUCUCAAACUUUUUCUGUUUGAUUGGAUCAUAAAGACACAAAAGCAGCUCCGUAAUUAUUGGUGCAUAUUUUUACAAAUGUGACCGAUCGAGCAGCACAACAACAACACAGACACAGCAGCAGCUGGAUCCGGUCACAUAACGAACUGCUGACGGUGUCUUCUUCUGACAGACGGCUGUUCCUCGAGAUGUUUUGACUCUGCCACCAGGACCAGCGUGCUCCCAGCGAGGACGACACAAGGCUGCCAGCUCAGUCAGAGAACAAAAUUUGCAGAAGCAACAAAAGGAAACCCUACAAAGUUAUUUUUUUCUCAAGCUUGAAUGUCGGUUUUGGGACAUUUCAGGCUGCACAAAACUUUUAUUCAUGAAAUGUUUUAUCCGGUUUAUCACAUGCCUCUUCGGAAACACCCUGCAGGACUGACGGCUGACUGCAGUUUUUAUAAAUCCUUCACUAACAGUCUGCAUCGCCAGGACCACAAUGGACUCUGAAGUCUGCAGCACACAGUGACUGCAGUGUUUUCAAUAAUAGCUUCCUACAGACCAAGUAGCUGUGUAUAUAUAAACUACAAGCCUUCUGUUGUUGGAAAUACUUGUUUGCUUUCUUUUAAUCUUAAAGCAUCCAAUAGCAUUAUGUUUUCUUUGCAUCUCUCCAAGUAAGGAUUCAGUUUAAAUGAAUUAGGGAUACAAAGUGGUGCACAGGAGGUCGCUAUUUCACGGAGUUCCUCCUGAGACUGACGGACUGACGUCGUGGACUCUGUGAGCAGUCUGAUUUAUGCCUUUUUGUGUAAACGAUGAGAUGAGUAGGCGUCCGUUUUUUUAACCCAACACCUUAUUUCUUCUGUUUGAUGACAGCGAUAAUGAUUAUUCUCUUCGUGUCUUAACAAACUUGGUUUUGACGCUCUGCUUCAGCUGUGUAUCUAAAAAAAAGUUGUGACACUGGUUUAUUUAACAGAUGCUGGUUGAAUAGUAUUUGCCAAUAAUUCUUUUAAAAAAUAGUUUUCAACCUCUCGCAGAAGCAGACGGGUGCAUCAAAAGACAAGAGACGUGUUUUAUUAGUCAGGAUUUGAACUAAUUUCCCCCUCAUUUGACGCCAACCCAUCUGCUGCUCCAAGCUGGUUAGAACAAACAGCAGGUAUUAUUUGCAGUACUGUUUGUUGGGUGCAGGUCUUUGUAUUUAAUAAUGAUUUUAGCUGUUUUCUGUCACUUCUUCCACACCUGGGUAGCUGAUUUCAUUAGAAAUUUGAUUAUAAAACAGAAAAAGAUGCCAUAAAAAGAAGGAUAGAUCUGCUUUUUUAUAUGGUAUUUCAAGUGUCUCGACAGAUUAAAUGAACGCACCUUGAGUGAUAUUUGGUUGUAUUUUUUCCCAAAUAUUCUUUAUUAACCUCUCCCCCCCUCCCUCUCUAUCUCUAUCUGUUUUUCUCUCCCUCUCCCCUUCUCUCACCCCUCUCUCUCUCUCUCUCUCUCUCUCUCCAUCUCUCCCUCCCUCUCUCUUUUUCUCCCUCCCCCCCCCCCCCUCUCUGUGUCUGUAGUCCGACCAGCUCAGCCAGCCUUUCAAACUGCCUCACACUGUAGUAAAAGAGAAACAAAUACUCACAUAGCAACAUUGAAAUAUGUCUUUGUAUGAUAUACUAAAACUAUGUUGGUGGGUUUGUUUUUAUUUUUUCAGUUUUUAAAAUAAAUAUUUCAACUCGUUAAUACGGA